CGGAGUUUUAGAUUGUUGCGAAUGAAAACAACGCUAUGACAUAAUAUUCAUGAUAUUCCUUCUUAUUCUCAUUUAUCAUUGUUCAUUGCGUAUAUUGCGUCCGUCGGCGUCGUCAGAUUGCUGUCCGUCUACUCCGUUCCGCAGUAUUCUCAUAUUCCAAGUUUCAAAUUUUCAGUACGGUUUCGCCGCAAUUCGCCAGUUUGCCCAGUUUGGCUUUGGUUUCGUCUGCGGGCGUGUGACUUGAAAGGUGAAGGUAACACUGAGCUGCUUGCGAACGUUUCUAACCUCAAAAACGCGAAUGUUUAAUUUUACCGUUUUCGUUCAUUUUUCGCAAGAAUGGUGAAAAAAAUUCAAUGGAUCUCGUAUAGUUUUGUUUAUUUUGUUUUGAUUGACUGUUACAUCCUUUGUUCUUCUGAUCACAAUCGCAAAAUUUGCAAACAUGUCCAUCCAAAACAACAAGAGGUUUUGCAUACCAGAAUAGAUCCACUACAUGUUCUGACCAAAAGAAGUGCCGACCAGUCACUUAGAAUAUUGCUGUAUUAUGACCAAAGCGUAUACAGAUUAGACCCACAAAGAUUCGAACUAAUAAAUGAAGAAAAUUACAAUAGAUUAAAAGAAGAAGAAGAAAAGCGCAGAGAAGUUGCCUCAAAUUUUACUGAAAAAUUAAACACUCUCACACAGCUCAUGGAUGAAAACAAAGACAAGUCUAUUCGUUUGAGGGAAGAAAAUAUUAAUAUGACAUCAAAAUUAACUGAACUUUACGAUCAGUUUCAGGAAAGGGAAACCCAUGUGGCUAACGUGAAUAAACAGAUGGAGCUUCAAAAAAAACUUUCAGAGACUCAAUUAAAAAAAAUAGAAUUUGAAUUUGAAACUGAGCGUGAGAUUUGGAAGAAAGAACGGACUUUAUUGGUAGCAAACUUGCAGAGAAGUGAUGAGACAAACAAAGUAUUACAAGAAAAUGUUAAGAGCUUACAACAGCAUUUAGAUUCAUAUCAGAAACAGUAUAGUGAUUUUGAAACUACUAUGAAACGAAGUAAUAAGGUCUUCGAUUCUUUCAAAGAAGAAAUGACCAAGAUGCAAAAAGCGAAUAGUGUUUUGGAGAAAGACCGCAAUGAAUGGCACGAGCGUUGGAAGGGCAGCACCCAAAAGUGCCUUCAACUCACUGAGUUGAGUCAAGCCACAACCAACGAACUAAAAACAGUUCAAAAGAAGUUGGAUGCUUUAGAGAAACUUUGCAGGAAGCUCCAAACUGAACGUGCUUAUUAUUUACAACAAUUGAAAGUUCAUAACAUUUCUGCUAUUACCCCUGUAGAUGAGGAGAGUCACAACAACAUUGUUGCUGUGAUGCCUGGUACUUCAAGAAGUGACCCUGGAGUUGUAACUGCAGUUACAAGCUCAGUUAGCCAAUCUGAACAGUCUUCUGGAGAACACUCUGGAGAUUCCAGUAUUAACUCUUCAGAGCCACCCAGAAGAAAGGUUAUACUAGGACAACUUGGUUCUCGAAGUGAACCGGAUUUGAAAAAACAGUCUGAAGUGGUAUGUCCCAUUGGACCUGGCUCUACAGGUACAUACACAGUGGACUAUGAAUCCAGUGUGUCUGAAAUUACACCCAAUUCAACCUCUGAUUUGAGUGGUUUAGAUGAGAGUCCACGAGUGCCAGCCGACUACAUUUCAGUAUCUCCAAUGGAUUCUGAUACCGACUAUAUCCCCAAGAAGGAAGAGAAGACUGAAAGUUUAGAAAAAGAUGUUUAAAUGGCCAAUUGUUUACAUGUUUCCGUUCCGAAAUUAUUUAUUUUUACCUGGGAUCGCCCGAUUCUGGGUUUUUACUUAAACAUUGUUUGUAUUGUUCGAGUUUGUGAACAUUUCAUUAAAGGAAAAUAAUUUCCACUUGGCAUUCAUCCAUAGGUACCCAAAAGCAUUUUUAGAUCAUCCAUACAG
Molecule: messenger RNA, 1938 nt
Organism: Psylliodes chrysocephalus
Lineage: Eukaryota; Metazoa; Arthropoda; Insecta; Coleoptera; Chrysomelidae
Source: the annotation of a GenBank genome assembly